AUGGUUUCCUCAACCCCACUGGGAACCGCAGAAAGUAGGUCGGCGGCAUACUUUGAAGCCAUACCGUGGUGCGCCGCGCGGUUGCGCUCCGCCUCGGACCCAGUGACCUACUGGCCGGUGCCGUGGGAUCGGGACGGCGCCACCAAGUUUGGUGAUCGAUUCUUUUCCACCACUCUGAGCACGGAACUCACUAUCCCUCACUUUGUUUUCUUUCAUGCGACUCCUGAUCCUUCAACGCCAGAAAAUGCACUCUUACCCGAACUCCAGGCAUUCCUGCACCUCGAGUCCGGAAUCGGAGGUUAUCCUGGCUACGCCCAUGGAGGUUUUGUAUGCACCGUGCUGGAUGAGAUUACCGGGCUCAUAUGCACCCUGAACCGGACCCGCGGUGCACUGUUUCGGGGUCCCGCAAUGACUGGCUACCUGAAUACACGGUUUUUGAAGCCUGUCAAGGCUCCUGGACUGGUGCUCGCCCGUGCCAGAAUCACAAAAUACGAAGGGCGCAAGGCUUGGGUCAGGGGCUGGCUGGAGGAUGAAACUGGGACGGUGCUGGCCGAAGGAGAGGCUGUUUUUAUCAACCUAAAGAAUCGGUUGUGA
Molecule: messenger RNA, 594 nt
Organism: Pestalotiopsis fici W106-1
Lineage: Eukaryota; Fungi; Ascomycota; Sordariomycetes; Amphisphaeriales; Sporocadaceae
Exons: 2
Coding region: 1-594 (197 amino acids)
Source: RefSeq, a predicted model, not a curated record